Messenger RNA from Microbotryum saponariae, 17354 nucleotides. The record is from the annotation of a GenBank genome assembly. Lineage: Eukaryota; Fungi; Basidiomycota; Microbotryomycetes; Microbotryales; Microbotryaceae.
AUGGCGAGCUCGACGUCGGCCACGGCUCGAAGGCAGUCGACCGCCCCCACGGCUGCGGUCGCUGGCGCUGCUGGCGCUGCUGGCGCUGCUGGCGCUGCUGGCGCUGCUGGCGCUGCUGGCGCUGCUGGCGCUGCUGGCGCUGCUGGCGCUGCUGGCGCUGCUGGCGCUGCUGGCGCUGCUGGCGCUGCUGGCGCUGCUGGCGCUGCUGGCGCUGCUGGCGCUGCUGGCGCUGCUGGCGCUGCUGGGGCCUCAACUGCAUCGACCCUGAACAAUGGGGCGAUUCCUUCCUCCUCGAUGACCAUAACCGGCACCGCGAGUGCUUCGACCCAUGCACCUGCGCUCGGUGGAUCGACCUUUGGCCCGGCCGCCGGUGCAGCGCUGGCCGGGCAGGAGUUUGAACAGGUCGCCGCCAAGCUGUCGGACCCCGGACUCGGUCAGUACAUCCACCACUGGUCCCGUGGUUUGAUGUGCCCUAUAGGACAUGUCAUCGCCGUCUCCUCUCGACUGCGACUGACGCCUUGAAACACGUUCUCAUCGAGACAGAUUCAAAGCACAAGAUCAAUAUCGCAACCGAGCUGAGGGACAGCGUCGAUAUGUAUCAACGUGACAUGGACGUCGCUCGCUUUUUUGACACACUUCUACCCUGUUUCAUCGACAUCCUUUCCCACGGCAAGCCCUCGUUCGCCGGAGCUUCAACCGAGAAUGUGAGUCGUAGGGCGCCCGUGGCCCUGGCUAAGCUUCUUCGGUCGUUUCACUGGUUGACCACUGGUUCCGAUUCCGUCUCAACUACUCGUCACAUCAAUCCAUCAAAAAGCGGCUUCGGAACCUACUUAUACAAAUACUGCAUCGUCUGCCUCACGUCGAGCCACUCCGGUCCCAUGCGCCCCCGCUCAUGAUCCUUCUCCUCAAAUUACUGCGCAUCGAGAACGAGGACAACGCCGUGUUGUGCAUGAAAGUCAUCAUCGACCUGCAUCGUACCUACUCUCGCGGGCCCCACCCUCUCGCGAGUGGCGCCAUCUCGGGUCAGGACUCAAUGCCCGAUCCGACCGCCGUCAAAAUCGAGGCCUCGGUCGACGAGUUCCUCGGGAUCGUUGCCGACUUGUUCAAAGGCAUGGGCGCCGUCGUCGACGAGACAUUCUCAUCCGAGACCGCUGGGUCCAAAGAGGCAAGCUCGCCCGCCGCGGCUGCACCCCCCACGAUCGAGGGACCUGAAGGGGGCGGAGCCGGGGCCGUCAUCCAUGCCCCGGCGAUGAAGUCAUUCAAGCUGCUGCAAGACUGCCCAGCUGCGAUCGUCUUCAUCUUUCAAACGUACCGCUCCUACGUCGAUAAAGCAAUCACCAUUUUUGUGCCCCUCGUCUUCGACUUUCUGCAGCUCCAGGCGGCGCCGCAAGCGCGGAAGCACGCCAGUAUGGAGCCGGGCAAGAGUUGGGUCGGCACAUGCCCCGAGAUUCCCAAGGCGAAGCGCGGGGCGUUCCAGGAUAUGGUCUUGGCGCAGACCAAGGUAGGUAGUACACAACCCUCUCUCAUCAAAUGCCACUGGAUGCUUCUUGCUGAUAACUUAGUCUCACCUCUCCAUUACCCAGACUAUGUCGUUCCUUGCCUACAUGCUGCGAGUGUCGCAAAGCGCCCUUUCGUCCUAUCUCAACAUCCUCCCUGACAUCGCCGUCCGCUUGAUGAAGGAUUGCCCAUCCGAGGCGGUGGCGAUGAAGCGUGAUCUCGUUGUUGCAACCCGUCACAUCCUCCAGAGCGAGCUGCGGUCCGCGUUCCUCGGUCAGAUCGACACGUUGCUCGACGACCACGUCCUCGUCGGCAACUCGGUCACAGGCUACGAAUCGUUGCGCCCUCUCGCCUAUUCGAUGCUGGCUGACUUGAUCCACCAUGUUCGCAGCGAGCUGUCGCUGUCGCAACUGUCGCGUAUCGUCCACACUUAUUCGGCCAACAUCCACGAUCCGACCUUGGCCGCCGCGAUACAGACCAUGUGCUCCAAGCUGCUGCUGAACCUCAUCGAGCCAAUCGCAACCAAAGAACCGAGCGAGGCCAUCAAGAUCCUACAGCGCAUGCUCAUCGCUUUCGUGUCCAAGAUCGAGGCGCUCGCCGAAGUCCGGGACGAAUGGAGCAAGUGGUCCAAACCGCGCGAACCGCUGCCGCACCUGUUGGCCAGGAUCGAGAAGUUGCGCGGCGAGCGCAAGGAGUCGAUCGAAGCGAGCGCCGUGUCCAAAACCGCGCCUCCCACGGCACUCAAGGGCAAGGGCAAGUCGAAGGGCAAGAGCAAAGGGAAGGAGAAGGAAGCCGCGCAGAUCGCUGACGCUACGGAUGCCAUGAAUUACGAUGACGAUGCCGCUGCUGCUCGGGCGAAGCUCGAAGGAGGUGACGAUAAGGAGAAGGAUGAGGACGGCGCAGGCGAGGACGUGCCGAUACCAGAGCUGGACGACGUGGAUAUCGAGCGGUCGAAGCCGAUGAAGAAGGCUAUGAUCAUGACAGAUCCUGGGCCGGAUCCUAUCAAGGGUGAGUCGAGUUUGAGAGAGCAAACAAUUACUUUUAUUCGGCAGUCGCUAACAGGCUUUCCUGCGUCGCCGCGCCUUUCGUCCCAUCGCUGCUGUCCACAGACGCACGGUUUCUGUUCAGGAACCUCCUCUUCGGCUUCAAGACGAUCACCAGCGCGCUCAUCAAGCUCGAAGGCAAAGGUCCGGACGCAGAGAUGAUGUGUCGCUUCUUCCGAGCCUCCGUCAAGUGCAUGGUCCUCUUCGACUCUUCUCGCGAUCAAGGUCGCGAGCAGAAGGAGGUCAUGGAGGUCUUCAGCUCGACGCUGAUUCAGAUCGAGCUUGUCAUCCUCCAAGAAGUGAUCGAGCAUUGCAUUGGCUUCUUCUUCACCGAGUUGAUUCGGGUGAGUGUCCCUCAGGUUCUACUAUCCGGAAUAGACGUCAACCCCCAGCGAGCUCGCGGCUGACUUCGGAAGUUCUUUCAACACACACUUUAGAACCACGAGCUUCUCGUUAUACCGCAAACGCUUUUGUCGAACGAGAUGGUUUCGCAGCACUUUGUCGCGAUUCUCUUCCGAUUCCUCGCAUCGAGACUUCCAGAUCUCGGCAAAGCGGGCAAGGAGUACAAAGAUUACAUGUCCGUCACUCUGCGGCUGUACAAGAUGUCGUUCAUGGCGGUCACAAUUUUUCCCGAGAAGAACGAGCCCGUUCUGCUUCCGCACCUCUCGAACUUGAUCAUGAAUUCGCUCAAGCUCGCCAGCCAGGCCGCGGAACCCCACGCCUACUACCUGUUGCUGCGCGCUCUCUUCCGCUCGAUUGGAGGUGGCCGAUUCGAAAUCUUGUACAACGAAGUGCUGCCGUUGCUACAGGGCCUGCUCGAACAGCUGAACGCGUUGCUCAAAGCGGCGGACAAGUCGAAGAAGGAUCUCUUCGCCGAGCUCAUCCUGACCGUGCCCGUGCGGCUUUCGGUGCUUUUGCCGUACUUGUCUUUCCUGAUGCGGCCACUCGUGCACGCACUCCGCGCGAGCUCCGAACUCGUCAGCCAAGGCCUUCGCACGCUCGAGCUGUGCGUCGACAACCUGACGCAAGAGUUUCUUAACCCUCUGAUGACACCGGUGAUCGACGAAGUGAUGGUCGGCCUUUGGGAACUGCUCCGCCCUUUGCCCUUCAACCACCAACACGCUCACACUACGAUGCGCAUCCUCGGCAAGAUCGGAGGUCGUAACCGUAAAGGUUUUGGCCCUCCCAAGCUCGAGUGGAAGCCGGUUGGACCCGAAGCUCUGCUCAACGUCAAAUUCGAAGGCAAGGACGCGAGCCUGCAUAUUGCCCCGAUCGUCAAUGUCGCCGUGCGCAUGCUCGGCCGCGGCGAUCCCUACUAUCGUCGUGCUGCCUACUCAUUUCUCAAGUACGCUGUCGCUAUCUUCCUUCGCAACGGUCUACCUGCCGGACAACCAGAGGAAACCUUCGGCCAGAUCUUGAAAGGUCUAUUCGAUGCAACACGGGUCGAAGAAUUCGCUGUAGAGGCGAACGAUUAUGUCUUCAAUCUUGCGCGCCACAUCUUUUCUCUCGAGCUCGGAAAGGAAUUGCCAGAAAAUCCUGCCUACGCCAAGCAAGUGUUGCCUCUGUGCUCAGCCCUCCUCGACGGCAUCAUCGAAAACAUCUGCGGCGUGGAGAAUGCCGACCUGCCCAAGGCUGCCGAGCAGACGCAACGAAUCGUUGAAGAUCUCAUUGCGACUCGCGACCCUGGCACGACCACGGCGUCCUCCGCCGCCGCUGCCACUGCCUCGGCGAACCCGACGACGGGGCCACCCCGCCUUGACCCGGCAACGGCGUUGUUGCAUCAGCUUGGCAGUCGCCUUUCGUCCCUGUGCUACGAUCCUUCGUGGCAGCGCAAGACGGGCGCCGCGAUGGGUCUUUCGAUCCUGACCGACAAAGUCGGGCUGGAGACACGGUGGAUGUUGGACCACGAGAUCGAGUUCACGCGCGCUCUCUUGUUCAGUCUGAAGGAUAUGCCUGGCGAAGCCCCCAUCAACCACGAGCUCGUGUCGGAUACGCUACUGCACAUUGUCCGCGUCUGUUCAGGCCCCGGCGCGCGCGAGAACACUCCGGCGUCUAACAAUCAGUUGAACUAUCUCGUCGGCUUGCUCCUGCUCGAGCUUUGUAGUCAGAUUUCGAGUGUGCGAGAGACGGUCAAGAAGGCUCUCAAGAUCUUGUCCGAACUGACUUCGACGCCGCUGACGGAGUUAUUGAUGCCGGUUCGGGAUCGGCUGAUUACGCCUAUCUUCACCAAACCGUUGCGUGCGCUCGGCUUCAUGAUGCAGAUCGGGCACAUAGACGCUGUUACAUUCUGCAUCACUCUCGACCCUCCGUUGAUCGACUUCGACGAGCAGCUAUCUCGAUUGCUGCACGAGGCGCUCGGCAUCGCCGAUGCGGAGGAUGCUGCCUUGCUGGGAGGCAAGAUGACGACGAAGACCACGGCGCCAUUGACGCAGUUGCGGGUCGUGUGCGUCGAGUUGCUUUCGGCUGCGUUGUCGAAUCCCGAGUUCAACAAGCCGCAACACCAGCCCACUCGACUGAAGGCACUCUCGGUCUACUUCAAGCUGCUCUACGCCAAAGCGCCCGAGGUCGUCGACGCGGCAUGCGAAAGCCUCAGGCAGGUCAUGGCGCAGCAAGGCAAAUUACCAAAAGACCUCUUGCAAUCAGGGCUGAAGCCUGUACUGGUCAACCUGGCGGAUCACAAGAAGUUGUCGGUCGCGAGUUUGCAGGUAGGUCUUGCCAGGGUUUACGAGUCUCUGUGGACUUUCCGGACUGACGAUAAGGUUCCGAUUCUUCCCCGCGCCCGAUCCUAAAUGCAGGGUCUUGCUCGUCUUCUUCAGUUGUUGACGAACUACUUCAAGGUCGAGAUCGGUCACAAGCUCAUCGAUCAUUUCAAGGCACUUGCAACGCCUGCCGAUCUCCAACGCCUCUCGACGAAGCAAUCGUCCGAAGACGGGGUUCUGGAGAUCAUGGCUGCGAUCAUCAACAUUUUUCACCUCUUGCCGCAUCCGGCGGCGAACAUCUUCAUCGAAGCACUUGUUACCCUUGUCGCAGACGCAGAGCGGCAGCUUAAGAAGCUCAAGACGAGCGUCUUCACGGUUCCUUUGACCAAGUACCUUCGCUUGUACCCGGGCGAAGCUGUUCAGUUCUUCUUUGCGCGACUCGCCGACGCUCGCUUCGUCACCACGUUCCGCGCUGUCAUCGCCUCGGAGCUUUCGGAACCGAUCCGGGACCAGAUCACUUCGGGAGUCAAUCAGCUGUUCAUCUCAUCGUUCGAAUCUGAGGGUGACGUCGGGUAUCAUGCUGCCUUAGUCAUGCGCGAACUGAUCGAGAUCGACCGAACGUGGAUCGUCAAAUGCUCGGGUGUGCUUGGCCAAUUAAUCACUCGCUGGGUCUCGGACAUUCGACGCCAGCGGCUCGCGGCCGAGGGUGAUGCACAUUUCCAACAACUGCGCGAGGACGCCGUUGUUCUGGACAUCUUCAUCGCGUAUCUUGAACAGGCGGAGCACAUCGACCUUCUGUUCCAUGUCGUCGACGCCUUCACUUUCUGGAACUCGGCCAACCUCACCGUCUUGACGCGAUUCCUCAACCAGCACGUCGCUCUGAGCCAUGAUGUAAAAUUCAAGCGGGCAAUCCUCGAUCGCUUCAUUGACAUCUUCGAGAAUCCAGCGGUGGCCAAGGCGCACAAGACGGCCGCGUUACGCAUGCUCACGAAUCCGAUUUUGCUUAUCUCGUCGUCCCGAGGUGCUGGCGAGAACAACCUGAUCGACGGGGAUUUCAUCAACAAGGUCCACGCCAAGGUAUGGCAACCGCUGUUGACGACCGUACCCGACUUGACAACCUUUGAGGACGAAGCACUUCGGGUCGAGCUAUGCCACAUGUCAACGCUUUUGAUCAAAUCCUACUCACAUUUGGUUCUUGACAACAAGAAGGACGUCAUCAAAUUUGGCUGGGUUACAAUCAAACUUGAGGACAUCACCGUGAAGCAAGCAGCAUAUGUGCUUAUCGCGUCCUUCCUCGAGCGUUACGAGUCGCCGGGCAAGAUCGUUGUCCAAAUCUAUGUUGCGCUUCUAAAGGCCCACCAACCCGAGGCUCGCGCCCUCGUUCGUGAAGCACUAGACAUUCUGGCCCCGUCUUUGCCCAAACGGAUGGGUCCCGGAGUUGGCGCCGGGCCGGCUUCCGUCGCGGCUGACUCGACAUACUGGGCGAAAUGGACGCGCAAGAUCCUGGUCGAGGAUAGUGGUAGCAUGGCUCUGCUCGUCAAUAUCUAUCAACUCAUCGUCCGACAUCCUGAUCUGUUCUACCCUACGCGCGAGCUCUUCGUUCCACAUAUGGUCGCUUCGCUUGCCAAAUUGACGCUCAGUUCCACGACGACCUCUGAUACGCGCGUCCUCACCCUGGACGUCAUUGAGCUCAUUCUCAAAUGGGAGAAGAAGCGGAUCGAAGCGGCCAAGCUCGAAGAGAUGACCAAAAUGGAAGUUGAUGCGGACUUGACCGAUGUCGUUGCGGGCUCGCCAAAGAGGACAGGCAAGGACCGCGCGGGUUCGACUGCGCCCUCUACCACCAGCACUUCUGAUCGCACAGGUGGUUAUGCCGUUCCCGUCGUUCUGCGUGACCAAGUCAUCAACAAUCUGCUGCGAUUCAUCGCCAACUCGCCGGAGGCAUUCCUGCGUAAUAACUUUGUCGCGCGCGCGCUCGUUCUGCUCAAGGAGCUCGUUAGCCCUAAUGUGUGGAACGAUCUGCAUGUCAAGCUCGCCUUCUUUCAACGCACCUUCGCCGGCGUACAGACCGACGUUCCGGAGCCUACGCUCAUCACGCUCUGCAACUCGGCCGAGGUGUUGAACGUCGUCUCUCUGCACAAGUCGCCCGACUGGUAUAUCUCGAAUAUCGCGACGCUGCAGCUCAUCUUCGAUAAGGGAUAUUCGAUCGUCGCUAUGCCUUCCCCAAGCAAAUCCAUCCCUGGCCAGCCGUUGGGAGCACCAAGUAUGGUGAUCAACGAGAUGCGUCUGCAGACUGCGUUGCGACCAGUUCUCGAGCGCACCUUCGACGCGCUUCCCAGGGGCGUCGGCGGCGAGGGAACCGAGGCAACGCCCGAGGUCGUCGCCUUCUUUGAGUGGGCGAGGAACAUGAUCAACAAAAACUUGGGCACGAUCACGCAGAUGCCCCCGACAAUGCUUGUGCUUCAGGCCUGGGCCAAGGCGUCCCCCGAGUGCGUGGAUGAGUUUAUCUCCCUCAUCGCUCGAGCGUGUGCCAAGUACACCAAGGACCAUGUCGUCAGCACUUCUACAGCACCAGUUCCAGGCGACCCCACGCUUCGCCUCCUCGUCUCGAGCCUGGAGCUUCUUCGCCAGCGCGUUUCUCAUCUCGGCGAGCAUCGCCGUUGGUUACUUAGCUCGAUCGUCCAGCUCGUCGAGAAGUCCAACAAUGUCGAGCUUUGCCGAUUCCUGCUCCAGAUGACGCGCAAGUGGGUGACCGAUCACGAUGAGCCGUUUCCGACCAUGAGGGAGAAAGCCGGCAUUUUGCACAAGAUGAUGGCGUACGAGGCACGGGGGAACGAGCCAUUGCACCGCGACUAUCUCUCACUGAUCCUAGACAUCUACUCGAAUCCAGCACUUGCGCGCUCCGACCUGACAAUGAAACUCGAGCCCGCCUUCCUCAUGGGAUGCCGUGCACGUGAUCCGGUCAUGCGGUCCAAGUUCCUCGGCACAUUCGACGGCAGCCUCGCCACAUCUCUCUUCAGUCGCUUACACUACAUACUUGGAGUCCAGAGUUGGGAGCCCCUAGGCGAUACCUACUGGAUCCAUCAAGCUCUCGAUUUGCUUCUCGGCAGUGUCGAUCCCGACGAGCCGCUGUUCGUGGCGUCGUCUCCAAAAUCGGUCCUGAACGCGAUGCCCGAUGCAACGAUGGACACCGAUGAUUCAUCCCCACCGCCUUUCGUCGAAGUGUUGAGCUCCUACACUUCUGGUAUGCUCCUGGGCGCCGCCCGCAAGAUUCUUUAUGCCGAUCCGCAGGCUACGCACGCGCUUUGGAUAUCGACGUUCAAGACGAGCUGGGCCUGCCUUAACCGUCGCGAACAUCUUGAUCUCACCCGACUCAUUGUUUCGCUCAUCACCAAGGAGUAUCAUCUCAAGAGCAUCGACCGCCGUCCAAACGCAAUUCAGACGCUGCUGGCGGGUGUACUUGCUUGUUCGCCCGCGCCGACACUACCUCCCCAUGUUGUUCGUUAUCUCGCCAAAACCUUCAACGCCUGGCACACAGGUCUCGAGCUUCUUCAAGAGACGCUGGAAAAUCCGAGGGAGGAGGACAGCGUGCGCGAAAUGACUCUGGAUGCGUUAGCCGAGACCUAUAGCGAGCUAAGCGAAGAUGAUCUACUCUACGGACUCUGGCGUCGACGUGCGAGCUACAAUGAGACCAACGCUGCAAUCAGGUCAGUCAAUGGUACGCGAGUAUCCGAGUCUGCUGGUCAGUGACUGAUCUGCCCUACUUUGUGCCUGGCAGUUGGGAGCAGAUCGGCCAAUGGGGACAAGCUCAGGUGCUGUACGAGUCGGCCCAGAUCACCGCUCGGAGUGGAGUCCAGCCUUUCACCGAGAGCGAGAUGGCUCUGUGGGAGGAUCACUGGAUCGUGACGGCACAAAAGCUGCAACAGGUGAGUCGACGACGGACUCUGUUUUUGUCGGAUCAGUGCCACUUUCUGGCACUUGCUCAUGCCCUCUUCACGCCUUGUGACCUUGUGCGCAGUGGGAUGUCCUCAUGGAUCUUGCCAAAAACGAGGGCAACAAGGAGCUGCUCCUCGAAUGCAGCUGGCGUCUCACGGACUGGAACGUCGAGCGCGAUUUCAUCGAACAAACACUAAGCUCGAUGUCGCCGAUCGCCACGCCUCGACGUCGCGUCUUUGAGGCCUACUUGGCGCUCUUGCGCGCCUAUCCCAAGGGUGUCAACAAUGAUGGCUCGGCCAAAAAAGCGUUCGCAAAGCUGUGCGACGAGGGGAUCCAGCUGUCGCUUCGCAAAUGGUACUACCUGCCCGAGGCGGUGUCGCAAGCGCAUGUGCCGCUGUUGACGAUCUUCCAACAGUUCGUGGAGCUGCAAGAAGCAAAUGCUAUUUUCGCCAGCCUCUAUGCUACCGACGCUGCGAACCUCGAUCAACGCUCGAACGAACUCAAGACGAUCCUUGGGACUUGGCGAGACCGACUUCCGAACCUCUGGGACGACAUCAAUGUGUGGAGCGAUCUCGUUGCUUGGCGCCAACACGUGUUCCAAGCCAUCAACGCGACGUACUUGCCUCUGGUUCCGCAGGCCGCCCCUGGUCAGCCGCAGAAUGCGAGCUCGUUCGCUUACCGCGGCUUCCACGAGACGGCCUGGAUCAUUAACCGGUUUGCGCAUGUCGCUCGCAAGCAUCAUCUCAACGAGGUCUGUAUCACCUCGCUGACGAAGAUCUACACCCUGCCCAACAUCGAGAUUCAAGAGGCUUUCCUCAAGCUUCGCGAGCAGGCCAAGUGCCACUAUGCGAGUGUCUCCGAGCUCGCGUCAGGUCUCGAGGUCAUCAACAACACAAAUCUCAUGUACUUCAAUGCGUCGCAAAAAGCCGAAUUUUUCACCCUCAAGGGCAUGUUUUUGGCAAAGCUGCAUCUGCACGAGGAAGCGAAUCAGACAUUCAAUCUCGCCGUCUCCAUGGAAAUGGCCUUCCCCAAGGCCUGGGCCGAAUGGGGCGAAUAUCACGACCGCAUGUUCAAGGAGAACCCCACCGAUCUCGGCAUCGCCAGCAAUGCCGUCUCGUGCUACCUGCAGGCCGCCGGAUUGUACAAGAGCGCCAAGGUCCGCAAGUUGCUUGUGCGCAUCUUGUGGCUGCUCAGCCUUGACGACGCGCAAGGCACGAUCUCCAAAGCAUUCGACAGCUACAAGGGCGAGGUUCCUACGUGGUACUGGAUCACGUUCAUACCUCAGCUACUGCUGUCGCUGUCCCAGCGAGAGGCACGCUAUUCUCGGGUGAUCCUCUUGAAGAUUGCGAAGGUUUUCCCACAGGUCUGUCGCUGCUGCCCUCGUUUGCCCUAGCUCGGAGAUAUUUGCGGAUGCUGACACUCUCACUGGUACACAUCCGUUGCCAGUCGCUGUUCUUUCAAUUGCGUACGGCGCGAGAAGAUCUUUCGAUGCCGAAGCGGCAGCACAUGGCCGCUCACAUCCAAGCCGUUCAAGCCCAACGAAUGAACGAGGCACGAGCGGCGGGUCUCGAUGCCGAAGCCACCGCUGUACUUCGCAACGAGCCGAUUCCAGCGCCGACGCCGUUGCCGAACGGGCCUAGGCAUCCGUGGGAGUAUGUCGAUGAAAUCAUGUCUAUCUUGAAGACGGCUUUCCCACUUCUAGCCCUUUCAAUGGAGAUGAUCGUCGAUCAGAUUUCCACUCGAUUCAAACCGACACCCGACGAAGAUAUUUUCCGCCUCAUAAGCGCUCUCCUCGCCGACGGUCUGCAGCAGUUCCUGGCGCGUGCCGGCAUGCCCAAUGACGAUGGAAAGCUUGCGGCGCCCACAAUAUCAAACGUCACUCGCUUUGCCGAGAAUCUCCAUCCUCCUACCAUCAAAGAGAGCUUUGUACAGGAUUUCCUCACCUCGGAACCGACGCUCGCUCAGUAUGUGCAGAGGCUCCAGAGAUGGCGCGACCGGUAUGAGGGCAUGCUUGACAAGAAGGCCAAGAAGGCCAAUCUCGAAGCUGUUUCGCAUUGGCUGGUCGAGUUCCAGUACCAGAAGUUUGACGAAAUUGAGGUCCCGGGGCAGUAUCUCAUGGUUGGUCGCGUCCUCCUUUGCCUUGGUGUCUGCGCUUGGGACGAAAGCUCAUAGAUACCGUUCUACUCAACUUUGCCAUCUGUAGCACGAGGACAACAACGGCAACUUCGUGCGUAUCAGCCACUUUGCAAACAAAUUUGACGUCACCCGCUCUCACGGCAUCUACUUCCGCCGUCUGACGAUUCUCGGCCACGAUGGCAGCACGCACCGCUUCGCGAUCCAAGUACCCUCCGCUCGCACGUCGCGUCGAGAAGAACGCAUCAUGCAACUUUUCCGCAUGCUUAACUGUCCUCUGGCGACACGGAAGGAGAGCCGUAAGCGCAACCUCGCUUUCAAUAUCCCCAUCGUGGUCCCGCUUGCGCCCAAUGUACGCUUGGUCGCGAACGACGCCUCCAUCACGAGUUUGCAGGACAUUUUUGAGCAGCACUGCGAUUUGGCCGGAAUCAAGAAGGAGGACCCGAUUCUUGCGCACACGGAGCGCGUAAGGGCCCUUCAUCAUCACGAUCCUCCCCUCAGUGUGAGUAUUGACGAGUGCAGUUCUGGUUUCUCGUGUUCUCGCAGACCCUUGCUGACGGACUCUCCGACGGCCAUUCAUUUCCACACCACAGCGAACCGAGCUGUGGAAUGCGCGUCAAGAGAUCGCUGAAGAGAUUGCUCUCAAGAUGGUCCCAGAUGACAUUCUUAAGAAAUAUAUGAUCCGAUCGAUGGCCAGCUCGAGCGAGCUGUGGCAUAUUCGUCGGGAGAUGACGCUCCAGAUGGCGGCGUUCAUCUUUAUGACUUAUGUCAUGUCGAUGGGCGUGCGUUUGCCGUCGCGCAUUCAUAUUUCUCGCUCGUCGGGCAAGCUUCUCACUUCGGACAUGUUGCCCUGUGCGUUGCGGCGUGCGCUCUAGUCUCGGAUGGCGGGUAGAAAGAGAAACCACGAGCUGACCUCCUUCACCUCUGCAGCGAUCAUUCCUACCAAGCCUGAGUUCUUCAACAAUGAAGCAGUGCCAUUCCGCUUCACGCCAAACUUCCAGAGGUUCAUCACCCCCAUCGGUACCGAGGGUCUUCUGACUAGCUCAAUGAUGGCGAUUGCCAGGUGCUUGACCGAAUCGGAGGUAAGUCAAGAGGUCACCAAGAAUACUGCCAAUGUUCGUCCGCUACAGCCGGGUGGGCUUCCUGCUGACACUCCCAUUUUUCCCUGUGUGUUCUCUCCCAGUUCGAUUUUGAACAUCGUCUGAGUAUCUUUGUGCGGGAGGAGAUUCUAGUUUGGGCACAGAUGGCGAAGAGCGAUCCGCGAGGGCAGUUGCGCGAGCUCGUUCUGCGCAACGUCGACGUCGUGGUGCAGCGCGCCAAGGUUAUGUCUUGCAAGAUGGAACGCGAGAAGGUGCGCCUCUGUUCUGUGUCUGUGCGGUCCGAGCACAAGCGACCACUCGCUGCAUCUAUUGAUCCUCGCUGUCAUUGACCUUGUCAACCCCCUCUUUUCAUCUACAGCCGCCCUCGGCUUCGGUCCCCGUCAAUCAGUCGAUCCUCGAGCUCUUGUUGUCCGCGACGAGCGUCCAAAAUCUAUCCAAGAUGGAACCUACUGUAUGUUGUCAUUCUCCGCGACGAGGCUGUCAUCUCCACACCCGAGAGACCGUUGAUCGCUGAUCACGAGUUCUUGCAUGUUUUAACAGUUCGCCCCUUGGCUGUAGGCGGGUCACCGCCUCAGUCUUUCUUCUUUGUGAUCGUUUCUCUGUGUAGACUAUGUACCCUAAUUGUGUGAACAGAUGCCGUUUCCUCUCUUACGAGUCGCCAAUUCACUCUCGCGGCCUACUUUCCAGCUAGUCCAAUGCUCUCCAAUGCUGGCCGUCAGGAAGGCCGUCCCUGAUCCUGUCUCGUCCUGUCUCUUGCUGUCAGCAAGCUCUUCCUGUCAGAUCGAUCGAGAGCGCGCUCAUUCGGCCGGAGACCCUUUCUGCUCUACUCCGCUAUAUUCCGCUUGUCGGCGAAACGCGAUGGAUGCGCAACGGAUACGACCCUCGCUGCGUGAUUUGUCUUCUCCUGAUGCCGACCCAAACUCUGCGAAGUUCCCCUCAUUCGGCACCGCCGUCACAGUGACGCGCCGUCGACCUCCUCAAGUCGGCUCGUCCGCGAUGAGGACCAGCGCUCCUGGUGGGUUCCACUCGUGUGUGUGGCGAUGCGCAGAUGGUCGAACCAGUUCUGAAUCUGCUCUAUUUGCUCAGAUCAUUUCCCGAUUAUCUUCGACCGUGAGCCCACCCCAGAUUUGGCUGGACAGACUGCGCCGACUGCUCCAACGGCUCCGAAGGCAAAGCCCAAGUCUCGCUUCGCCCUGCACCGCGAGCGCGAACGCCGGGAAGAAGCCCUACGAGCCGCAGUGCACGGUCAGGUACAGGGCGAAGCCUCCAUACAUCACAACGCAACUGGUGCGUACAACCUUGUCGGUCAAGUCGUCGAGCGCGCAUCAUCAGAGCUUUCCGUCGAGCUGCCCAGGCUCGCCGCUGUACCCCACUUGCUCGGAGCUGGUGCUUCUCCAUCGCCAGCUGCGCUCCCGCUGGGCUUCCCCGUCUCCGUGCGACAUACACCAACUUCAUUGAAGGAACAAACCCAGGUGCUUCCGCAGUCGAAGCCGCAGUCUCAACCGCUUCCGUCCUCGUCUUCCACUGCCUGGACUUCGAAACUUCACUCGCCUGUGACGACGACGAGAGAGGUCGGUGACAUUCACAAUCCCAACUCUAUACCGGCGAUCCUCGCUUCGGUGUCGGACGAAAACGAUCGUCUACUGGCCGGCAUGUCCGACCAAGAGAUACUAGACCAGCAACGCGAGAUCAAGGAAUCAAUGGGCUUGUCGGAUGAGCUCCUCAAGAUAUUGGAAGCGCGCUCGCGGAGGAGCAAAGGUACAGCAACCUCCGUUUUGCCCCUGGUCGCCCCCAUCCAGCGAGACUAAACCCGACCUGCAGUUUUGCCUUCCAUGGAGUCAGAUUUACCGACCACCUCGACAGCGCAAGUCCAGGUCGGUGGGAAAGGGCUUCUACAAUCCGUGCAAACCGACCCAAAUGACGCUGAAGGCAGCCCCGAAUUCAUCCGCAAGCACUAUUUUCCGCAAGAGCCAGCUAGUGCGAACCUCGAUUGGAUGAAGCCGAAUCAAAUUUCUAACGCUAGAGUCGAUAGCGCAGGACACUACCGACAUUUGGCCUUCUCCCUUAACGGUGCCUUCAUUUCGUCUGACGAGGGCAUCGGCGCAGCACCGAAAGUGUCAGCGUUGCACCACGUCUCGUCCUCGUCGGCAUUCACGAUCACGACACUGAUGAGCCUCGCGUUAUCCUCUGUGCCAUCACAACGCUCAAGCGCGCUACAAACCCUUUUGAGGAUUUUGUCCUGUAACCCCAGUCAUGAGCCAAAGUUUGGGAAGGAAGCGUGGCUCCGACUGGAACUUGACAUUGCCCAAAGAGCCUGCCACGCCCUCCUCGACGCGACCGUGGGUGUUCGGAGCGUCGCACUCGAUCUUCUGUCCUUUCUUCUCGAAACGGAGUGCCGACGGCCGCGGGCAGAGUUUUCAUGGAUUCGGCCUCAAGGAUUGGAAGAAUCUUCUCUCCUUUCGACACUCCUCACUGCGUUGCCGUUUGCUGUGCUUGAGCAGGAGUUGCUGCACGCGCGACUACCCACAUCAGCAUCUCGCCAAGUCCUUCGGAUUCUCAAGUUGUUUAUUCAGCUUACUCUUGAUCGGAGUUCGGCCCCGUUCGUCGAGCUGGACGCCAUUGUUGAUACGCCGAACUUGCUUGAAGCGGUGACCAAGCACUUCAUCGCCAUCCCUUGGCCUAGACCUGCCGCUCAAGAUCCGACCGUCCUUGCCACGGCAGCCGAUGCGCUUGCAAUGCUCUCGGAUUUGGCGCGGUCUUCCAGGGCGCGCACAAAAUCUAUCGUAUCGCGUUAUCUCGCCGAGCCCGCUUUGCGCUUUUUGGGGGUUCCGCCGUGGGAGCUCGACAGCGCUUCCUCCCCUGCACGUCGGCUCACGUACGGACUGGUCAAUGCCACGUUCGACUUGUGGCAAACGCUCGCACAGUACGGACUGGGCACGAGUCUACGGACCACAGCAGCUAGUCUGCUCUCCAGCUUCUUGGACCGGACAGCCUUUCUCCUGGGGGACGCUAUGCCCAUCGAUGCAAGCGAAAUAAACAUGGUCGUCGCAUUGCUGCGAUUGCUCCGCAUUUGGACCAUCACUGCGAUCGAUCCUCACGUGUCCGAGCACGACAUCUUAUGGAGUCAUAUCGACGGCUGGGAGAACCUUGCCCUGCUUGCACAUCGAAGAGGCUUGCAAGACGCCUCGCCGGCUCUGAUAGCGGCAGCGUGGAACCUAUGGACGGUCUGGCUCGAGGGCAGCAAAGUGAACUCGGCGUGGAGAGGAGAACUGGCGCGCAACUGGAUCCAAGAGCACGUUGCUACCGACUUUGAGGAUGGGAAGAUCGCGAUUUUGGCCGUGAAGACUGCCUUCGACAGGAUCAAGUGCUUGGAUAUCACACGUAGCAUCGGGUUUGAUGCCGAGCUCGUCGUUGCCGCGGUGCGGUUCUCGACAACUUUUGAAGAGGACUCGAAUCCAUCAACACCGGCGCUCUUUUACCUCGAUGGAUCAUCGGUCAUCUCCUUCUUUGAUUCCGUGGUCCCGAAAAUGGCUGUCAUGCGCUCACCGGCGCCGGACGUGUCCCUCGUGCAACUGCUCAUACUCCUUCUUAGGCACAUACCGACAACUUCUAUUCGGUUCUCCCGCACCGUCGACACUCUACGAUUUCUCCGAGCUGGCGAUGAAGUCGCCGCAAGAGACCUACUGGAAUGGAUACUACGGGUUGUGCACCCCUUAGCCAACCAUAGCAUGCCGCCGUUGGCGUCACUGGACGCCGAUCUCGAAUUGAGCGCCCUGUCAAACGCCGCGGUCCUUCGGCCCUUCUUGAUGCACGCGCUCAUCGCCAGCAGCGGAGGUCGGGUCACUGGGCCUGACCAUCCGACGCCACGCGACAUCAGGUUGACGGCAUGCCUUCCUCCGUUCUGUCUCAAAGGCACUUUGCUUCACUCGGACUGGCCGCUUGUCGCGCUCGACGAGCUAUUGCGGUCCGGCACUUCCCCUGUGUUCCAGUCGCUCCCAAAGGACUGGAAUGCAUCGGAGUUGGACCUUGUUCGCACCAGUUUGGCGCUUAUGAGGCUUGUCGUCCAUGCUGGCGAGGUCUCAGCACGCAUACAACCAAGGAGGAUGAUUUACGAUCUCAUCAAAGUCUUCAUGCUUGAGAAGGAGAAUCCGAACACUCCUAGCACCCGGCAGUCUUACGACCCGGCGUCCACCGAUCUGUAUCGACAUCAAGGGAUCGACUUCUCACUUCGCAAUUUAUUAACCCUUUGGAGCGUCGCUGUAGGUCCGCAGCAGCUCAACAAGGCAGAUGCCCGAUCGAGCGAAGACACAUUAGAAGGACAUUCAGCGACGGUCAGCUCGGCGCCGUUUUACCGAACCUACUCAGACCUGCUUGGACUCUACGAUUCGAUCUCCUUGGGCCAUGAAGUGUUCACCUGGAUUCUUCUGCCGCCCCUAGCCAUGUCCUACCCGGUCGAAUACCGUCGUCUGCUCUGGAACGAUUACGCUCACUUAUUGCGACAGAUCAGGACCCGCGUUGAGGACGCAAUCUCGGACUGGGAUGAUCCCGAAGCUCGACUCUCGUGCUUUCUCGCACCGGCCGAAACGGAUCUGACCGUUCUCUGCGCGUACGCCAAGGCUCUCAGCCUGGGUGACGUUACCCAAGCGCAGACUCCCCUCUUGUACCUGAUUGGCGUCCACCACCUGGCAAAUGCGCUAUUCUCGGCGUCACUGGAUUCGACAACGAGGAGUAAACUCGCGGACACAGUUGUUGUAGGGGUUUCGGAUGAGGUCUUUAAGGCGCUUGCGAGGUAUGACCAGUCCAAAGAUGGAGCGGCGCUCAGGUGGGGCGCGACAGUUUGGCUGCAGGACGAUGAUGAUGAGGUGAAGAGGAAAUGGACCGCUCUUCGUGGUCUGGUAAGUCAGAGUAAUCGGUGUAGGUUGGAUAAGUCGAUCUCUGUGCAGCCCUAG